AUGCUUCAUGGUUUUGCUUCAAGGCGUCUCUUUUCAGCCUUCCCAUAUUUUCAUUCUCCGAAACUGUCCGACCCUUCAAUUUUCAGCCGUCGGAUCUCUAUUACCCACCACCGGCAAGGUCCAAACCCAUACCAAAUCAGCCAGUUCCCUGGCACCCACAUUGAGCUUCUUGAUUUUUUCGACCACUUUCUUCAACAAUGCAUUACCAUUCAACAACUCAAACAAAUCCACACCCAAAUCAUAUUCGGCGGCUCAUUGCAGUCCGGGUUCUUGGCCGCUAGACUCGUAUCAAUCUACGCUAUGUUCGGAAUUCUCACUGAUGCCCGAGAUGUAUUUGAAAACACCUCGACUGGAUGCAAUUCAAACUUGCUUCUUUGGAAUUCAAUUCUGAGGGCUAAUGUCACAUACGGGGAAUAUGAAGAGACCCUCAGUCUUUAUCGUCGAAUGCGAAAUCUUGGGAUUUGGGCUGAUGGGUUUACUUUCCCGUUGGUUAUAAGGGCUUGUGCUAUGUUGGGUGAUUCUAAGUUGUGCGAGAAUGUUCAUUGCCAUGUCUUACAAAUGGGUUUUCAAAAUCACCUUCAUGUGGUGAAUGAACUGUUGGUAAUGUAUGGGAAGCUUGGGCAAAUGGGUGAAGCGAGUAAACUGUUCGAUAGAAUGGUUGUUAGAAGCCAAAUUUCUUGGAAUACCAUGGUUUCCGGUUUUGCGAUUAAUCAUGAUUGUCAUGGUGCUUUUGAUAUGUUUCAGAAAAUGGAAUUUGAAGGGUGUGAACCCAAUCCUGUGACAUGGACAUCAUUGUUGUCAAGUCAUACUAGGUGUGGGCUUCAUGAAGAAACUUUGCAAUUGUAUGUUGUGAUGAGAAACAAAUGUAUUGGGGCUACCGGUGAAGCAGUAGCGGUGGUUAUAUCGGUUUGUGUAAAUUUGGGUUUGUUCAAUAAGGGUGUUGCAGUCCACGGAUAUGUUAUAAGGGGUGGCUUUCAAAACUACUCAAUUGUGAAAAACUCACUUAUAUGUUUGUAUGGGAAACGUGGAGCUGCAAAAGAUGCAGAAACUUUGUUCUCAGAAAUGGAAUCAAAGAAUUUAGUGACUUGGAAUGCUUUGAUAUCAUCAUAUGCUGAAUCUGGUUUAUGUGAUGAGGCUUUUGCCGUAUUCUCCCAGUUGCAGAUGUUAGAUGGGUAUACAGUGUUGAGACCCAGUGUGGUAAGUUGGAGUGCUAUUAUUGGUGCAUUUGCUUCCAAGGGGAGAUUUGACGAAUCUUUGGAACUAUUUCGGAAAAUGCAGGUGGCUGGAGUGACGGCCAAUUCUGUUACGAUUUCCAGUGUUUUAUCAAUUUGCGCAGAGUUGCCAGCACUGAGACUUGGUCAGGAAAUCCAUGCUUUUGUUGUAAGAGGUUUAAUGGAUAUUAACGUCCUGGUGGGAAAUGGCUUGAUAAAUAUGUAUACAAAAUGUGGUAGUCUCAAGGAAGGGCAUUUAGCAUUUGAGAAAAUAGAUGGUCGAGAUUUAAUCUCCUGGAACACGAUGAUUGCAGGGUAUGGGAUGCAUGGACUUGGUGAAAAUGCUGUGAGAACUUUUGACCAGAUGACUGAAGCUGGAUAUAAGCCAGAUGGGGUUACUUUUGUUGCUGUUCUUUCAGCAUGUAGUCAUGUGGGGCUUGUUACUGAGGGUCGUAAACUUUUUGAUCAGAUGACAAGAGAGUUUAGAAUUGAACCCCAGGUGGAGCACUAUGCUUGCAUGGUUGAUCUUCUUGGUCGUGCUGGGUUUCUGCAAGAAGCAAGUGACAUUGUGAAACGCAUGCCAAUGGAACCCAAUGAUUAUGUCUGGGGAACUCUCCUGAACUCGUGUAGGAUGUAUAAAAAUACAGUGGUUGCCGAAGAUACUGCUUCUCAGAUUUUUGGUCUGAGCUCUGAGAUGACUGGGAGUUACAUGUUGCUCUCAAAUUUAUAUGCUGCAAGUGGGAGAUGGAAGGAUUCGGCAAGGAUAAGACUCUCAGCAAAGACAAGGGGUUUGAAGAAAAUCCCUGGGCAGAGUUGGAUUGAGGUGAAGAAGAAGGUAUGUAUGUUCUCCGCAGGGCAUGCAGUGCAAAUGGGGAUGGAUGAGAUUUAUAGGAUACUUGAAACUCUUAGUCUGCACGUGGAGAUGGAGGGGUAUGUGCCUGAUAGUAUUUUUCUGCGGCAAAACAUAGAUCUAGAAGAAAUAUGCAUAUCAGAGGUGUGA
Messenger RNA from Ilex paraguariensis (yerba mate), 2211 nucleotides. The record is from the annotation of a GenBank genome assembly. Lineage: Eukaryota; Viridiplantae; Streptophyta; Magnoliopsida; Aquifoliales; Aquifoliaceae.